AUGCUGACCGCCGUGUCCAAGUUCCGCAACAAAUCCGGUCUCGCCAGCACCACCCGUGUUAUGCCCUUCUUCCUCUCUACCUCCGCCACCGCCACCGCCACUCCGCUCUGCCCUCCUCCGUCCCCAUACCCUAGCCCCCACUUCCGCCUCCCUUCCCCGCCCCGCCGCGGCCUCGCCUUCCUCGCCGCCUCUGCGCCGCAGCGGGACCUGUUCCCCACGCCCAGGCAGGCCAUGGCGUCGCUGGCGACGUCGACGGCGGCCGCCGCCGCCGCGGAGGUGACGCACCUCUCGCAGCGCGACGCUGCGGAUAUCGACGAGCAGCUCAUGGGGCCCCUCGGUUUCAGCGUCGACCAGCUCAUGGAGCUCGCCGGGCUAAGCGUCGCUACUGCCGUUGCGGAGGUUUAUAAGUUGAGUGAACACACAAGGGUUCUUAUCAUCUGUGGUCCGGGAAAUAAUGGUGGUGAUGGUCUGGUUGCUGCUCGGCAUCUUUAUCAUUUUGGAUACAAGCCCUUUGUUUGUUAUCCAAAACGUACAGCAAAACCUCUGUAUUCUGGCCUUGUUACUCAGCUUGAAUCGCUGGCUAUCCCGUUUGUGCCUGUUGAAGACCUACCUCAGGAUUUAUCAGGGCAGUACGACAUUGUUAUUGAUGCGAUGUUUGGUUUCUCAUUUCAUGGAACACCCCGUCCACCCUUUGAUGAUCUUAUCCAAAUGCUUGUUUCAUUGAGUGUUGUUGGUGAUUCAGCGAAAAGACCGCCAAUUGUUUCUGUCGAUAUCCCUUCUGGGUGGCAUGUAGAGGAGGGAGAUGUCAGUGGAGGAGGAAUUAAGCCUGAUAUGCUGGUAUCAUUGACCGCACCAAAGCUCUGUGCCAAAAAAUUUACUGGACCCCACCAUUUCCUAGGGGGUAGGUUUGUUCCGCCUCCCAUUUCAAGCAAAUAUGGGCUUGAACUUCCUCCAUAUCCUGGAACCUCUAUGUGUGUGAGAAUUGGAAAAGUGCCGUCAGUUGACAUUUCAUCUCUCAGGGAGAAUUAUAUUUCCCCGGAACUUCUUGAGAAUCAAGUGAUGCCUAAUCCGUUUGACCAGUUUCGUACUUGGUUUGAUGAAGCAGUUACUGCUGGCCUGCGCGAACCUAAUGCCAUGGCUUUAACAACUGUCAAUAAAGCGGGAAAGCCUUCUUCAAGAAUGGUUCUUUUAAAAGGCGUUGAUAAGCAGGGAUUCGUUUGGUACACAAAUUACGGUAGCCAAAAAGCGCAUGAUUUAUCGGAAAAUUCAAAUGCGGCACUUCUUUUCUACUGGAAUGAGAUGAACCGACAGGUUAGAGUAGAAGGGUCAGUUCAGAAGGUCUCAGAAGAAGAAUCUGAGAAGUAUUUCCACAGCCGCCCACGUGGAAGUCAGCUUGGUGCAAUUGUUAGCAAGCAGAGCACUGUCAUUUCUGGAAGAGAAGUUCUCCAACAAGCGUACAAGGAAUUGGAGCAAAAAUAUUCUGACGGUAGCUUCAUCCCAAAACCUGAUUACUGGGGUGGCUACAGAUUGACACCAAAUCUUUUUGAGUUCUGGCAAGGCCAACAGUCUCGUCUGCAUGACCGGCUACAGUAUUCACAGCGAGAAAUAGGUGGGGGUACAGAAUGGCACAUCCAAAGCGGGCCCAAACUCGCGAGGCAGGCUGUGAAGAUUGCUGUUAUGUUGCUCGUUUGUUUGACGGCUGGCGCUACUCCGAAUUCACACGGGCCAUCGGUCCAGGAUGUGCAACCCUUAUGUUCCAUGGUUUCCAGCCUGUAA
Triticum turgidum subsp. durum (durum wheat) is the source of this 1776-nucleotide messenger RNA. NCBI's taxonomy places the organism in Eukaryota, Viridiplantae, Streptophyta, Magnoliopsida, Poales, Poaceae. The record is from the annotation of a GenBank genome assembly.